AGGAGGGGGAGGGGCGGUGGCAGGAAGGCAAGGGUGGCAGGGAGGGGGCAAUUGGAUCGUUGUUGGCAAGAGUCUUCCGGGAGGAAGAGGGAGCCCCCUCCUUUCCGUGUCCGUUACAACAAACAGCGCUGCCCGCUCCCCCCAGCUCGUUUGCUCUGUGGAUGAAAUGAAUCAUGAGUUUCAAGCUCUUGCAUUAGAAUCUCGGGGAAUGGGAGAGCUGCUACCUGCCAAAAAAUUUUGGGAACCAGAUGAUCCAGCAAAGGAUGGACAAAAAGGGAUAUUUCUUGGUGAUGAGUGGAGAGAAACUGCUUGGGCAACACCUCACCACUCCAUGUCCCAUCCUAUUAUGGUUCAAAGAAAGCCUGGACAUGUUUUUCAUGGAACAAGUGAAGUAAACGCUGUCUUAUCUCCUCGAUCAGAGAGUGGUGGCCUUGGUGUGAGCAUGGUCGAAUAUGUGCUAAGUUCUUCUCCAGCUGAUAAAUUGGACUCCCGGUUUAGGAAAGGAGCUUUUGGCACUAGAGAAGCUGAAACAGAUGGACCUGAGAAAGCAGACCAGAAAGGCAAGGUUUCUCCAUUUGAGGAGGACAAGAACAGAGAUCUUAAACAAGUUGAUGAUGACGAUGUUACCAAAAUAAAUGGCAGAGGCUUGCCAAAUGGAAUGGAUGCUGAUAGCAAAGAUUUUAACAGUCGUACUCCUGGAAGCCGACAAGCAUCCCCAACUGAAGUAACUGAGCGUUUGGGUCCAAACCCUAACUCUGCUGAAGGCUUGUCUUCGCUUUCUAAUCCUUCAACUCACAAGCCACUGGUGGAAGAAUUUUCAACCUCUGAAUCUCAGAAUUUGGAUGCUAUGGAACAAGUGGGUCUUGAUUCUCUGCAGUUUGAUUAUCCUGGAAAUCAGGUACAAAUGGAUUCUUCAGGAACUACUGUGGGACUCUUUGAUUACAAUUCACAACAACAGAUAUUUCAGAGGACUAAUCCUCUUACUGUUCAGCAGUUAACAGCAGCACAACAGCAACAAUAUGCACUGGCAGCAGCUCAGCAACCACAUAUAGGUGUAUUUUCGGCAGGCUUGGCUCCAGCUGCUUUUGUGCCAAAUCCCUAUAUUAUCAGUGCUGCUCCCCCAGGUGCUGACCCAUAUACAGCAGCAGGCUUGGCUGCCGCAGCUACCUUGGCAGGGCCAGCAGUUGUUCCUCCUCAGUAUUAUGGUGUUCCUUGGGGCGUGUAUCCAGCCAACUUGUUUCAACAGCAAGCAGCCGCCACAGCAAACAGCACUGCCAAUCAGCAGGCUGCAUCACAGGCACAACAAGGACAGCAGCAGGUUCUUCGUACUGGCGGUAAUCAGCGCCCUCUUACACCCAACCAGAGUCAACAGGGGCAACAGGCAGAGUCACUUGCAGCAGCUGCGGCAGCAAAUCCAGCUUUGGCUUUUGGUCAGGGUCUUGCCACUGGCAUGCCAGGCUAUCAAGUGCUAGCCCCCACUGCCUAUUAUGAUCAGACGGGUGCCUUGGUGGUAGGUCCAGGGGCCAGAACUGGACUUGGAGCACCUGUCAGGUUGGUGGCUUCAGCACCUGUUAUCAUCAGUUCUGCAGCUGCACAAGCAGCUGCCGCAGCUUCAGCUGGAGGAACAGCAAACAAUAUCACAGGAACCACAAACGGGCUUUUUCGGCCCCUUGGUCCUCAGCCUCAACAGCAGCAACAGCAGACAAACAACAAUCUACAGUCUAACUCAUUUUAUGGCAACAAUACUUUAACCAAUAAUUCUCAGAGCAGUUCACUCUUUUCACAUGGUCCUGGUCAACCAGGAAACACAUCUCUUGGCUUUGGAAGCAGCAGCUCCUUGGGAGCUGCCAUUGGGUCUGCACUUGGUGGAUUUGGCUCAACCGUUGGCAGUUCUGCAAGUAGUAGUGCCACAAGGAGAGAGUCUCUAUCUACAAGUUCUGACUUGUACAAAAGAUCUAGUAGCAGCCUAGCACCCAUAGGGCAGCCAUUUUACAAUAGUCUGGGAUUUUCCUCCUCUCCAAGCCCAAUAGGCAUGCCUCUGCCAAGCCAAACUCCAGGACAUUCACUUACGCCACCGCCAUCACUUUCAUCACAUGGAUCCUCAUCCAGUUUGCAUUUAGGGGGAUUGACCAAUGGUAGUGGUCGCUAUAUUUCAGCAGCACCUGGAGCAGAAGCCAAGUAUCGCAGUGCUGCAAAUACCUCCAGUCUUUUCAGCUCAAGCAGCCAAUUGUUUCCUCCCUCACGACUACGUUACAGUAGAUCUGACAUUAUGCCCUCUGGGCGGAGUAGGUUAUUGGAGGAUUUCAGAAAUAAUCGCUUUCCUAACCUUCAACUAAGAGACCUUGUUGGGCAUAUAGUUGAAUUUUCACGGGAUCAGCAUGGCUCUAGAUUUAUACAACAGAAAUUAGAGAGAGCUACUCCGGCUGAGCGCCAAAUGUUGUUUAGUGAAAUUCUGCAAGCAGCAUAUCAGCUGAUGACAGAUGUGUUUGGAAACUAUGUAAUACAGAAAUUCUUUGAGUUUGGAAGCAUUGACCAGAAGUUAGCACUUGCAACGCGCAUUCGUGGACAUGUUCUCCCCUUAGCUUUACAGAUGUAUGGGUGUCGAGUCAUUCAGAAAGCUUUAGAGUCUAUUUCACCUGACCAGCAGGUAAUUAAUGAAAUGGUGAAGGAACUAGAUGGUCAUGUCCUAAAAUGUGUUAAGGAUCAAAAUGGAAAUCAUGUGGUACAAAAGUGUAUUGAAUGUGUUCAGCCACAAUCACUCCAAUUUAUUAUUGAUGCUUUCAAAGGACAGGUGUUUGUGCUUUCAACUCACCCUUAUGGCUGCAGAGUAAUUCAACGUAUUCUUGAGCAUUGUACUGCCGAACAGACCUUGCCCAUUUUGGAAGAAUUGCAUCAACACACAGAACAGCUUGUGCAGGAUCAGUAUGGAAACUACGUUAUUCAGCAUGUUCUGGAACAUGGCCGCCCUGAAGACAAGAGUAAGAUUGUUACUGAAAUCCGAGGGAAAGUUCUGACUUUAAGUCAGCAUAAAUUUGCCAGCAAUGUGGUGGAAAAAUGUGUGACUCAUGCAUCUCGUGCUGAAAGAGCUUUGCUUAUUGAUGAAGUAUGUUGUCAGAACGAUGGUCCUCACAGUGCCUUAUACACCAUGAUGAAGGACCAAUAUGCAAACUAUGUUGUUCAGAAAAUGAUUGACAUGGCGGAACCAGCUCAGCGUAAGAUUAUAAUGCACAAAAUUCGACCCCAUAUUACAACCUUGCGUAAAUACACAUAUGGGAAGCAUAUCCUUGCCAAGCUGGAAAAAUAUUACCUGAAGAACAAUGCUGAUCUGGGGCCAGUUGGAGGACCACCAAAUGGGAUGCUUUGAAGAUAAGUUUAAGAAGCAGUCUAAAAGAGGAAUUGUAUUGUGAAUUAUCAAAACACCCAACUUAACUAAAAUUUUGUGAUUUUUUAAAAAUAUAUUUAUUGACUUCAUCCAUUUGUAAAAAUUUUAUUCAUGUGUAUAUUUUGGGGGAAUGAAUUACAACAUAAUUGCCAUUUCUUAACAGAGACCUAUCAGAUUGCAAGGCUUACAAAGCACAGAAUGCCUGUAAAUGAUGUAACUAUCGGAAUAGCUCUCCCAUUUUGUAAAUUUUUACCUUGUAAAGUCACUGAAUAAAAUAGUUUUUAAAGGGAAAAAGUACAGUAUUCUUUUAAUAUACUGGCUUACAGUCUGGUAGGUCUAUCCACCAUCAUCGCACAACAUGUUUAUAUAAUUGUAUAUAGAAUUAGUUUUCAUUUUUCCCCUUUGUGUGGAAUCUUUUUUAUAAUAGUUGGAAAUAAAGCAAUUGCAUAAUUAUUAUUUAACAUGAUACAGAAAGUUAAGUUCUGUAUUUUGGUGGUUCACAAUUUUAUAGUCCCCAAAACAAUCAGGAUACUGCAAAUAUCAGUAAAGAAAUCGUAAAAUGUGAACACUGAUGAGUAGUUUCCACCUUUUACUCUGGAAAUAUUUUUUUUAAAAAAAAAAACAGUGCCCUUUUCUCCAGCAGUGUACAGAAGCUAUGUAUAUAAUUUAAUAUUUAACUAAUGGUGCAAGAAUAGGGUAUAAAAUCAAGGUAGUACUUGGAUCCAGCAAUGUACUGUCCGGGAAAGAGUAAAUUCAAUAAAUAAAUAGGCAGACAGUUGAUGUAAGAUGUGUGUUUUGCUUUGCAUAUACAAUUAUAAGAUGGGAUUUGAAAAUUGAGCAUAUGCUUGAAGUAGUAGAUGAAUUUGUAGGCAAUUCAAGGAGGAAAGAGCCUACUUAAAUUUGAUAGUGCAACAUCUAAAGCAUGAUUAAAUAUCCAGAUAGGUUUUUUUGCUUCCUUAUAAAUAUAAGCAUUAUAUAAGUAUAGUUAAUCGAUGUAAGUUUACCGUUUGUAAACCGAUUCCUUGUUUUCAAUGUUUUAAAAGCCUUGCUAAUUAAGUAGUGAUGCUUACCUUGGUUGUACAGAUGUACAUUUGUAAACCUUCAUGCUGUAAAUGUAAUUUGUUUUACCCCUUUUGGGAAGAAAAUUUGCAUUUUAGUGUAUAUUCAUAUCCCUGCCCCUCUAUCCUGACAUAGUGUUGUAUAAUGUAAAUUUAUUUCGGCAAAUCAAGACUGGUUUUUUAAAAAUUCUAUCUUUAUAUGGUUUCAGAGAUGUGAAUCAGCUUUCUUUGAUCUGUUACAAAAAUCCUUUGUUUAUUACAUAGCUAUUCUGUUAAUAUGGACAUUUUGGAAACUUAAAUCAGUUUAAACAUUAAUGAGAAUAAAGAUAAUUAAUAGACAGAAAUACUGACGACAGAAACCAGUGCUUCUUCCAUCUUAAAUGUGGCACGAUUUGUUUUUGUAUAGAAGAAUGCUGUAUUUUUGAACAGCUUGUUUCAUCCUAAAGCAAAUAUGUAUGAUACUGUCAAUUUAAACACAACACUGUACCAGUAAGAUAAAGGUGUACAUUUACAAGCGGCCUUAUGUACAUUUCCCAGUUUCCUUUUUAAGGCAAGAAUUGUGACUAUAUGUGUAUAAUUAAAAUCCUUUUUAAUCC
Molecule: messenger RNA, 5036 nt
Organism: Pseudonaja textilis
Lineage: Eukaryota; Metazoa; Chordata; Lepidosauria; Squamata; Elapidae
Gene: PUM2
Product: pumilio RNA binding family member 2
Biological process (GO): miRNA processing; regulation of mRNA stability
Cellular component (GO): cytoplasm; cytosol
Molecular function (GO): mRNA 3'-UTR binding
Source: RefSeq, a predicted model, not a curated record